UGCGGGUGACACGGGCAGGGCGUGUUGUCGGCGGCCGCCCCGGUGCCCGCCCGGUCGGCCAUGGCGCUGAGCGCGGCCCUGGCGCUCCGCGUGGCCUACGCGGCGUUCGGGGCGCUGAGCGGGCUCUCGGUGUUCUGCGCCUGGAGCGUCGUGCCCGCCCUGCGCCAGCCCGGAACGGCGGCGGCGGGGGGGCUGUCGGGUGUCCUGGCGCUCUGGGCCCUUCUGACCCAUGUGAUGUAUGUGCAGGAUUACUGGAGGACCUGGUUAAAGGGCCUCAGGUUCUUCCUGGGCGUCGGGAUCUUCUUCUGCGCCCUCUCCCUGCUGGGAUUCUGUGCCUUCCUCGCCCUGGCCAUCACCCAGCACCAGUCCCUGACUGACCCCAGGAGUUAUUACCUGUCGAGUGUGUGGAGCUUCAUGGCCCUCAAAUGGGCCUUCCUGCUCAGCCUCUACUCGCGCCGCUACCGCGCCGAGUUCGCCGACAUCAGCAUCCUGAGCGACUUCUGACCCCCCCCGGGCCCUUCUGACCCCCCCAGGACCCCCCAAAUCCCGGGAAGGGGCAGCAGGGAGCCCUGGGGAGGAGCUCCCACAGAGAGGGGCUGGUCCUGUUGGCUUUUCCCCCCCCGGGGGUGUUGGAGGAGGGAGGGAGGGGAAGGACUUGGG
This is a messenger RNA of Myiozetetes cayanensis, 660 nucleotides long. It is a transcript of the gene SLC48A1, whose product is annotated as solute carrier family 48 member 1. Gene Ontology annotation, cellular component: lysosomal membrane; plasma membrane. The coding region runs from base 61 to 504 and encodes 147 amino acids. The transcript has 3 exons. The record is from RefSeq and is a predicted model, not a curated record. Lineage: Eukaryota; Metazoa; Chordata; Aves; Passeriformes; Tyrannidae. Gene Ontology annotation, biological process: heme transport. Gene Ontology annotation, molecular function: heme transmembrane transporter activity; heme binding.